AUGCAGGUUUUUACUAUAAUCGCGCUGGUUUUCGCAGCAUGCAGCGUUCACGCAAAAGUCUUUUUUCGGGAGGAGUUUUUAGACGGGGAUGAAUGGAGGAGUCGGUGGGUGGACUCCAAACACAAGUCUGACUAUGGAGAAUUUAAACUCGCAGCUGGGAAUUUUUACGGAGAUGCAGAGAAGGAUAAAGGUCUGCAGUCAAGUCAAGAUGCUCGUUUCUAUGCAACCUCUGCCCGUUUUGAGCCAUUUAGCAAUGAAGGCAAAUCCCUUGUGAUCCAGUUUACUGUCAAGCAUGAGCAGAAGAUCGACUGCGGUGGUGGCUACGUAAAAGUGUUUCCUUCUGACAUGGAUCAGACAGAUAUGCACGGAGACUCCACAUACUACAUCAUGUUUGGUCCAGACAUCUGUGGCUACAGCACCAAGAAAGUCCAUGUCAUUUUUAACUACAAAGGAAAGAAUCACCUGAUCAAAAAAGAAAUUAAGUGCAAGGAUGAUGAGUUGAGUCACCUGUACACUCUGAUCCUGAACCCAGAUCAGACUUAUGAAGUGAAAAUUGACAAUGAGAAGGUAGAAUCUGGCACUCUGGAGGAGGACUGGGACUUCCUGCCGCCCAAGACAAUUAAGGACCCUGAAGCAAAGAAGCCAGAGGACUGGGAUGACCGUGCCAAGAUCGACGAUCCCGAGGACUCUAAGCCUGAGGACUGGGACAAAGCUGAGAACAUUCCUGACCCUGAUGCCAAGAAGCCUGACGACUGGGAUGAGGAUAUGGACGGAGAAUGGGAACCGCCCAUGAUUCCCAACCCAGAGUACAAGGGCGAAUGGAAACCCAAACAAAUUGACAACCCCAACUACAAAGGAACUUGGGUGCACCCAGAGAUCGACAACCCAGAGUACAUCCCCGACGCCAACAUCUACAAGUUCGAGAGCAUUGGUGUGCUGGGACUCGACUUGUGGCAGGUGAAGUCUGGUACCAUCUUCGACAACUUCCUCAUUACAGACGACGUGAAGGAAGCAGAAGAUAUUGGAAAUGAAACAUGGGGUGCAACAAAGGAGCCAGAGAAGAAGAUGAAGCAGGAGCAGGAUGACGUGAAACGCAAAGAGGAAGAGGAGAGGACCAAGGCCCAGGAAACCGAAGAAGCCGACGAGGAGGAUGAUGACGACGAGGAUGAAGGCGGAGAGGAGGAGGAAGAUGAGGAGGAAGACACUAAAGAUGAAGAGGAACUUUCGGAAUCCGACGAAGCCGCAAAACUCCAAGACAAAGACGAGCUCUGA
Messenger RNA from Knipowitschia caucasica, 1272 nucleotides. Lineage: Eukaryota; Metazoa; Chordata; Actinopteri; Gobiiformes; Gobiidae. The record is from the annotation of a GenBank genome assembly.